AGCAAAGCAGCCAAAUCAGUGUGCUUUGCUCCCAGCUCUGAAACAAUGGCAGUGCAUGAGAGGGUUAUAGUGCUGCUUCUUUUAUUAGGUUGUAGCUGUAAAGCUCAACUAAAGCCUGGAUUUCAAGUGAAGACCCCUCAGGUGCCAGCAGGUUAUCAGAAUGGAUUAGGUGCUGCUAAGGUGGUGGCGGCAGCCAGUUAUCAGGUUGGCGUAGGUGGUCCCAAGGUGGCUUCGACCGGCUUCCAGGUUGGCGUAGGUGGUCCCAAGGUGGCUUCAACCGGCUUCCAGGUUGGCGUAGGUGGUCCCCAGGUGGCUUCUACCAGCUUCCAGGUUGGCGUAGGGGCUCCCCAGGUGGCUUUGACCGGUUUACAGGUUGGCGUAGGUGGUCCUCAGGUGGCUUCAACUGGCUUCCAGGUUGGCGUAGGUGCUCCUCAGGUGGUUUCUACCGGCUUCCAGGUUGGCGUAGGGGCUCCCCCGGUAGCUUCGACCGGCUAUCAGGUUGGCGUAGGCGCUCCCCAGGUGGCUUCGACCGGCUAUCAGGUUGGCGUAGGCGCUCCCCAGGUGGCUUCGACCGGCUAUCAGGUUGGCGUAGGCGCUCCCCAGGUGGCUUUGACCGGCUAUCAGGUUGGCGUAGGCGCUUCCAAGGUGGCUUCGACCGGCUAUCAGGUUGGCGUAGGGGCUCCCCAGGUGGCUUCGACCGGCUUCCAAGUUGGCGUAGGGGCUCCCCAGGUAGCUUCGACCGGCUAUCAGGUUGGUGUAGGUGGUCCCCAGGUGGCUUUGACCGGCUACCAGGUUGGCGCAGGUGGUCCCAAGGUGUCGGCGACCGGCUAUCAGGUUGGCGUAGGGGCUCCCCAGGUGGCUUCGACUGGCUUCCAGGUUGGUGUAGGUGCUCCCCAGGUGGCUUCAACCGGCUACCAGGUUGGUGCAGGUGGUCCCAAGGUGUCGGCGACCGGCUAUCAGGUUGGCGUAGGCGCUCCCCAGGUAGCUUCGACCGGCUUCCAGGUUGGUGUAGGUGCUCCCCAGGUGGCUUCGACCGGCUAUCAGGUUGGCGUAGGUGCUCCCCAGGUGGCUUUGACCGGCUAUCAGGUUGGCAUAGGGGCUCCCCAGGUGGCGGCGACCGGCUAUCAGGUUGGCGUAGGCGCUCCCCAGGUGGCGGCGACCGGCUAUCUGGGCAAGCAAGUGGCUCCUGCUCUGGUUAAAUCUGUGACUGGAAUGCAAGUGAGCCCUGAUAGUGUGAGUGUUGUAUGUGGGGAGGAUUCUGUUGUGGUGCUUGUGCAACCAAUCCUCCUUGGUAAUGGUCAGCCAAUCAAUGCAUCAGACAUCACCUUCGGUGGCUGCGCACCCAUUGGGCAGGAUGCUUCCGGCACAGUGAAGUUUCAAUCUGCACUGCAGGCCUGUGGAAGUACACUGACGAUGACUGCUGAUGCCCUGGUCUACAGCUUUGCAUUGGUCUACACACCCAGGGGUAUUAAUGGCCUCCCCAUUGUGAGGACCAAUGGUGCUAUGGUUGGCAUUGAGUGUCACUAUUUGAGGAAACAAAAUGUGAGCAGCAAUGCCCUGGUGCCAACCUGGAUCCCCUACUAUGCCACAAUGGCUGCUGAGGCACAACUGAGCUUCUCACUGAGGCUGAUGGAUGAUGCAUGGCAGAAUGAGAGGGCCUCCAAUGUGGCAUAG
Messenger RNA from Paramormyrops kingsleyae, 1674 nucleotides. The record is from RefSeq and is a predicted model, not a curated record. Lineage: Eukaryota; Metazoa; Chordata; Actinopteri; Osteoglossiformes; Mormyridae.